AUGGGAUAUGAAGAAAAGUUGGUCGCACCAGCUCUAAAACUAAGAUUAUUCUUAGAUAAACUUCCAAACAUUUAUAAUAUUUAUGUCAUUGCUACUAUUUCGUGUAUUUCGGGGUUGAUGUUCGGUAUCGACAUUUCAUCGAUGUCGGCGUUCCUUAGUAAUGACGCUUACCUUAAAUAUUUUGGUACCCCUGAACCUGAUAUGCAAGGAUUCAUUACUGCUGCUAUGUCUCUUGGGUCAUUCUUUGGGUCUCUUGCAUCGGCAUUUUGUUCAGAGCCAUUUGGUAGAAGAGCUUCAUUGUUGCUUUGUGGAUUCUUUUGGUCUGUUGGGGCUGCAAUUCAAUCUUCAUCACAGAAUGUCGCCCAGUUAAUUAUUGGUCGUUUUAUUUCUGGUUUUGGAAUUGGUUUCGGCUCAUCUGUGGCACCCGUGUAUGGAUCAGAGUUGGCACCUAGAAAAAUUAGAGGGUUAAUUGGUGGUCUUUUCCAACUUUCAGUUACCUUAGGUAUUUUGAUUAUGUUCUAUAUCUGUUACGGGUUAGGUAAAAUCCAAGCCGUCGGCUCAUUCAGAACUGCGUGGGGUUUGCAAAUUAUCCCAGGAUUGAUCUUAAUACUUGGAUGUUUCUUUAUUCCAGAAUCACCUAGAUGGUUAGCCAAACAGAACUACUGGGAAGAGGCGGAGGACAUUGUCGCUAGAGUCCAAGCUAAAGGUAACAGAGAAGACCCUGAAGUAUUAAUUGAAAUGGCUGAAAUUAGAGACCAGAUUCUGACGUUAGACAAAGUUAAGUCUUUUACUUAUAUUGAUUUAUUCAAAAAGAAGUAUCUUCUUAGAACUGUAACGGCAAUAUUUGCUCAAAUUUGGCAACAAUUAACAGGUAUGAACACCUUAAUGUAUUAUAUUGUCUAUGUUUUCGAAAUGGCUGGUUAUCAUGGUGAUGCAAAUUUGGUUGCCUCUUCAAUUCAAUAUUGUAUCAAUUUUGCCAUGACUAUUCCUGCAUUGUACUUAAUGGAUAAGGUCGGUAGGAGACCAGUGUUGUUAACUGGAGCUGCGCUCAUGAUGGCCUGGCAAUUUGCUAUAGGGGGCUUGCUUGCCACUUAUGCUGAACCCACCGAUAUUUUUGGGGGUAAUAAUACCGUUAAAAUCAGUAUCCCAGAAGAUGAAUCUCCUGCCGCCAAGGCUGUUAUUGCAUGUUGUUACUUAUUCGUUGUUUCAUUUGCGUCUACUUGGGGUGUUGGUAUCUGGGUUUACUGUGCUGAAGUCUGGGGUGAUAGUGCCUCAAGACAAAGAGGUGCGUGUGUUGCAACUGCUGGUAAUUGGAUUUUUAAUUUCGCAAUUGCAAUGUUCACUCCGCACGCUUUCAGUACUAUUACUUGGAAAACAUACAUGAUUUUUGCUACUUUCUGUGCAUGUAUGUUUCUUCAUGUUUUCUUCUUUUUCCCUGAAACUAAGGGUAAAAGAUUGGAAGAAAUUGGUCAAAUGUGGGACGAGCAUGUUCCAGCUUGGAAGUCUGCUUCGUGGCAACCACACGUACCACUCGUUUCAGAUAAUGAAAUACACGGGAAGAUGGAUUCUGCGCAUGAUGAACAUUCAUCUCGUUCGGAGUCUACUGGAGAAAAGGUGGUCGCAGAUCACAUUGCUUGA
Debaryomyces hansenii CBS767 is the source of this 1638-nucleotide messenger RNA. RefSeq names its product sugar porter family MFS transporter. Gene Ontology annotation, biological process: carbohydrate transport; transmembrane transport. NCBI's taxonomy places the organism in Eukaryota, Fungi, Ascomycota, Pichiomycetes, Serinales, Debaryomycetaceae. The record is from RefSeq and is a predicted model, not a curated record. The transcript has a single exon. Gene Ontology annotation, cellular component: membrane. The coding region runs from base 1 to 1638 and encodes 545 amino acids. Gene Ontology annotation, molecular function: carbohydrate:proton symporter activity.